GCAAGCACAAGCCGCAGUCGGUCAUGUGCCAUCGGUAAGCAAACGUCUUGCCGUUUGCACGCAACAUAACAUACAGACCAAUCAGCUGAUGUUGGUCAUUCGUCGGAGGUUGGACAUAAUACGAUUUCAUAAUGACUACAUUGCGGACCACUACUACAACCGAAUUUCGAAAGCGAGUAUAUUUUGAUGGCUCUCCAUCACACGCUUUCAAUGAAAAAUGCCUAACGCCUUUAAUGAAAGCAUGUAUGUACGGGCGAUCCGAACAAGUCAAACUUAUUCUAGAAGAAAAACCAUUGGCAGUAGUAGAACGAGAUAGUGUUUUUAAGACAGCGUUGCAUUAUUGUGCCGAAAACGACGAGGAAGAUGCAGACUGCGCUAAACUUCUUCUAGAAGCCGACCCAUCUAUAGUCGAUAUACCCGACGACGAUGGUCAUACGGCCCUACAUUUGGCUGUGAUCGCCGGUAAUUUGCCGUUAGUUCGAUUUCUGCUCGUGUCUGGACAGGCCGACCCAAAUAAACGAGAUGCUGAAGGUCACUCGACUGUACAUUGGGCGACAGUAUGCGCCGACGUGGACGCCCUCGAGUUAGUGCUCAGCCACGGCGGCACGACCAGUUCCGCAGACGUUCACGGCGGAUAUGCCAUCCAUUACGCAGCUCAGAUGUGCGGCAACGGAGCGUGUCGUUCGGGCGACGCGCGAAACACCGGUGUCCGCGUGUUGCAGUUGUUACUGUCGUUCGGCGCCGACGUUCACGUGACCGACAAACACGGACGUCAACCAAUUUUGUGGGCGGCCAGCGCGGGUAGUGCGGAUGCUAUCAUAACUUUGGUGAACGGUGGAGCAAAUGUAGAAUCGCACGACAAAGACGGACUGACAGCGUUGCACUGUGCAGCCAGUCGAGGACACGUUGAAUGCGUAGACGGAUUAUUGACGUUGUGCGGAUGCGAAGUCGACGCGGUGGACAGUAACAGUUGUUCGGCUCUUUUCUAUGCCGUGACAUUGGGUCACGCGGACGCGACCGAAAUACUAUUGGAACAUGGAGCUAAUCCCGAUCGACAGGACGGCAAAGGAAGAACGCCAGCUCAUUGUGGUGCAUUCAAAGGCCAAUUAGAAACAGUCCGACUUUUAGCCGAACAUAGUGCCAAUUUAUGGCUGCGAAACUCAAAGGGCGGGUAUCCAUUGCACGACGCAGUGAGGUCGGGUCGCAAGGAGUUAGUACUUUGGCUGAUAUCAAUGCGUCCCGAGUCUGUAGACUAUUAUGAUGAUGACGGUAAACGACCAUUGCAUAUCGCUGCGCUUAACAACAAUUUGGAAAUGAGUAAGAUUAUCUUAGAUAACGGAGCAUCAAUUAAUCCAGUAAUGAAAAUCAAAGGAGAACGAAUGACACCGCUCGAUGUAGCUCUACGAAAAAACAAUAGACAUUUAGCGAAGUUUUUAAAUCUUUUUGGUGGUAAACCAGCUAGCAAGUUAAAUAAAACGUUGUCUAAACAACAAUCGACUGUACGUGUUAAAACUAAAAGAAUUGAAUGUCGUAGAAAUUCAUAUUCAUCCGAUUCAAUUAACCGCAAAUAUCGUAACGGUGGUGGCCGAAAAAAACAACUUAAUUCACGCAAAGUUGAAAGCCCGAAAUCUAACAAAGUAUCGAAGGGUCGUGUUGUUCAAGUGCACAUAAGGGCGAACGUGUUGACGAAAACGGUCGGCAAGUCGCGAGACGACAGAAAGUCGUGCGGCGGCGGCGGCGGUGGUACACUGCCGAAAGCCCAUCGAAAAAAGGCGACGGACGUUGCGAACGAGCAAAAGGAAUGUUUCAGUGAAAACGACAUGUGUUACGGCGGCGACGGUGACGACGACUACGACUACGAUUACGACGAUGACGACGACCACGACAACGACGAUUGUGACGACGACGACGACGGCGGCGACGACUACGACGACGAGGACGACGUUGAUGUUGGCGACGGUGACGAUGACGGUGCGGACGGCGGCUGCGUCGAAGAACAGACAAACGGUUCGGCCGCUGCGGCGGCGGCCGACCAUUGCGGUAACGGCAGACGACUGCAGAGGAACCGGCGUCGCGGUAACAGGAUGGCGACUCGGGCCGGCAAUGGUGGCGGAGGCGGUGGCCGUCAUCGACGCGACAAGGCGGCGGCCAAGGCGAAUACUGCCGCCGACCGACAGCAAGAAUUACGCGCAGACGGCGUCGCAGCUAAAGCGACGUCCGGCGAGGUGGACGGCGGCGGCGGCGGUGGUGGUAACGACAGACCCGUCGGCACGAAUCCUACAACUCCCGGAAAACUCGACAACAAGGACGGCGAGAAACCAAAAACAAACGCGGAAAACGAAGACGCUAACCGCGACGGCAUCCGAUUAAAGGACGGCCAGGCGGCGGAGAAGGUGAAAGUCAAAGACAGCGACGACGUCUUAUUUGACCAGCAGCUUGUUUCGGGGACUGGACCGGAAGUGACGUCGCACAACGACCACGACCAAAGAGUCGACGGUCCGACGACGGCCCUGACGACCGUAGAACCGGAAAUCGGUGGCUUGACGACUGAUGGCCCGUCGUCAGUGACGAAAAGUGGUGCAGCGACUGAUGGUCCGUCAGUGACGAAAAGUGGUGCAGCGACCUCGACGGUGACGAAAGGCGGCGAGACGACAGUGAAAAGCGGUGCGACGGCAAAAGGAAGUGUGGCGGCACGGUCGACGAGCCGCGAGGGCGGAAAAAUGCCGACGACGGGCCAACCUAACAGUGGCAGGGCCAUAGUCGAAGUAUUGGAUCGCGUGGACACGCCACAACUGUCGACCACGGUCGACGGCGACGGCGAUGUCGGGGUGGGAGUCGUUGCCGGAGGUAGAAACUUCGGAAGCGAACCGACGGCGUUCAGUGUGCUGCCGGACUCGGGACGCGACGACGAAAGACCUUGCGAGUGUCCCAAUUGUUGCCGACGGAAACCGUUACGGUCGACUUCGAAAAAAAUGAAAAGCCGAAUUCCUCGUUUGAAUAAUUACUGUAGUUUAGCGCCUACUUCCGAUCUAAACACCAUGUCUGUAACGAAAGCUGUCCAAUUGAGCAGUAGAAAGUAUAAUUUGGAACGAUUGAUUUUUUAUCAACUGUCUGAAUUAAAACGGUUACAAAUCAGAGCGGGAAAAUCCGACGAACGAGUAUUGGUUAAACGGCUGGUUGAAGAGUAUGGUAGUACAGGACUAUUUACUGGAUUGAAAAGAUAUGACGGACCUUUUUCGUUUAAACGUUUCGAAAAAUAUUUAUACGAUCAACUGUUGGUAUUACAAAAACAAUCAUUAGCCGACGACAAAACCACGGUCCCCAGGGUACAAUCAAUCGAUGAAGUGGAAAAACUAGCUGGAGCUUUGCGACGGAUCGACGCCGGAAAAACAGUGUUGGAGAACCCAAACGAUUGUCUAUCGUGCAUCCGGACCACAAACAGGUGUUUUCACGCCACUCACGCAUACACUGGUGUACCUUGUGCCGCAUAUAUACCGAAAUUCCGAUUGGAUCACCAUAGCAUGCCGAAACCGCCGGCCGACGACGGUCGUCGCCACCGCUUCCUGCCGGACAUCCGAACGGGCCAGGACACAUCCGGCGGGGCCACCACGCGGUGCCUGCGCAACGUGGACCCGUCCAGACCGAUCACGCUGCAGCUGGGCAACGGGCCCUGCGCCCAAGCCAUCGACUUGCCCACCGACAAGUUGGACAAGAACAGGCGGUACUUCGUCACGUUCACGAUCAAGGGCGCUGCGGAUGGCACGCAUAACAAACACCGCCCACCGGCACCACCCGCGUUCCGGGCCGACGGUCGCCGCGGCCACGGCGUCGACUGCAAUCCGCCGCUCGCCCACACUCACGCCAAAAGCUUUUAGCAUUUUAAUUAAAUUAAUUUUUUUUUUUUUUAUCCAAUUGUAACUGCAGCGGAAGUGAACCUCACACCGGACGUUUGCGGUUCGAACGGCGCUCGCCGGAUAGUUUUAAAUACAGCCAGACGUCCACCGCAGUACGGAUAAUAUAAUAUUCUGUAAUAUGCAAACUGCGUUCGACGACGCCGCUAAAAAGCUAAAGAUUUGAAACUCGGCUGGUCACCAAUGCCAUGUUAUAUUAUCGAAAUUUAUCGAAUCGGUAAAGUCGUCACUUGUCAUACGCACAGACGCUCUAUUGAUUUAUGACUAAAAUAUUAGAUUUUGACGCGAUAUUUUUCUACUGUUUGGCCGCAUCCUGUUGCGUUUGUCUUACACGCGGACGAUAUAGCGAAUUUGCGUUCAGCAAUUUUAAUUUUGUGUUGUUAGAUAUAAUAUUAGAUGAAAUUGGCCUAUAAUAAUAUAUAUAUAUAAUAUUAGGUAAAUGUAUUCUAGUAUUAAAGCUAACAUCACAAAAUGUGUUCUGCUGAACGCAAGUUUGCUAAAAUGUACCUACGUUAGUAAGACCGAGACAACAAAUGAGGGUAAAACAUCCUCUUAAAAAUAUGGCUCGACCAAUCUUAUAAAUAUGCAUAGUAUAGACCGUUCAUGAAAAAUACGAGUCUAGACAAUCUAGUUAUCAAAACGUAAUAGGUAUUAGUGUAUUAUUACCAGCAAACCGUACGCGAAUCUAGAAAUCAGAAAUGGGUUAGCUAUACAUAUUCUCCGGAAAAAAUACGAUUAUAUUUUUACAAUAUAAUAUAUUAUGUUAUAUACGAUUUGAUAACAAUAAGUAUAAAGAUUAACGAUUUGAUUUA
Messenger RNA from Rhopalosiphum padi (bird cherry-oat aphid), 4723 nucleotides. RefSeq lists its product as uncharacterized. The coding region runs from base 132 to 3875 and encodes 1247 amino acids. The transcript is spliced from 15 exons. The record is from RefSeq and is a predicted model, not a curated record. Gene Ontology annotation, molecular function: protein binding. NCBI's taxonomy places the organism in Eukaryota, Metazoa, Arthropoda, Insecta, Hemiptera, Aphididae.